AUGAAUUAUGAAACUGAUUUUAUAUAUCCAAAUCAUUGGAAAUUCAAUUCUAUAAAUGAAGUAUCACAUAAAGUUGGCAAUAUUGCUAGUAAUAAUACCAAUAAUCAAGACGUUGAAGCCUUUAAAUCUUCAAUAUUUUUAAAAUUUGUUAUCGCAACAUAUUCAAUUUCAUUGAUAAUUUUGGUAUUCAUCAAUUAUUUUCUAUCGGGAACGCAUAACUUACCGCCAGUCAAUGAUGAUGAUGAUGUUAAUAAUUAUAUUUAUCAACCACCACAAGGAUUCAUCUAUUAA
Molecule: messenger RNA, 291 nt
Organism: Entrophospora sp. SA101
Lineage: Eukaryota; Fungi; Glomeromycota; Glomeromycetes; Entrophosporales; Entrophosporaceae
Source: the annotation of a GenBank genome assembly